GGCGAGCCGUGUGUGAUAGGCCAGAAACAGAUCUAUAUGAAACACAGACCAGGAAACUAUUGCAUGCUGGGAAAAGACUACGCCAAAGUCCUCUCUGCUGAGUCGUGUAUCUGUCGGGCCCAUGACUUUGAAUGGUAAUUAUAGUAUAUUAGUAUAAUAACUCACAAUUGCAUUAUAAUAGAACACAUGAACACAUGUUCUAGCACAUCUUUUAUCUUUUAUUUUUUUCUUCUAAUCUAAACAUGACUAGAUAAACAGAAGUUCAGCAUUCAUUCAUCUGUCUCUCUGCUUAGCUCAUUUUGCUAUGUUUAUAAUAACGUAGAGAAGAUAAGAUAAGGGGUGUUGAUAGGACUGCUAGGUUGUUGUUGUUUUUUUUUCUUCUAAAGGCAGGGAAGAGAAAAGCAAUGAUACAUUUUUAUAUCAAUAAUAGCGGUGUCAAGUCAGACUGUAUGAGUUUUAAUUAGAAUCCAUAGUCCUCUGUGAUAGUUUGUGGGAUUAAUGAUAUAUGGGCAUAGAUUGAACACAAAACGACCGACAAGGGAAGAGAGAGCGACAGAGAGAGAGGAGAUAGAGGGAGAGAGGCGAGAGAGAGAGAGACGGAGAGAGAGAGAGAGAGAGCAGAGAGAGAGAGGAGCAGAGAGAGAGAGAGAGAGGGAGCGAUAGAGAUGAGUGGUAUGAGCAGAGAAUAGCGAUACGUCUGAGAGAGGGAGAGGAAGAGAGAGAAGAUCAUUGGCUCUACUGCUCUAACUCCUCUAGCGCUAGAUCGUAGAGCUAGUCUCUAUCUCUCUCUCUCUCUCUCUAUCUCUCUCUCUCUCUCUCUCUCUCUCUCUCUCUCUCUCUCUCCCUCUUGCUCUCUAGCUCAGCAGCUGGUGAUAGAGACAGUGAAAAGCAAAUAUUAAAAAAUCAAUCUCUUUGAGAAACUUCAACGUUCAGAGUGAAUAACAAUAACACUUUUAAUUGACUUUGAAGUGUACACAAACGUCAAGGGCUGAAAUGUUUACUGAUUGCGUAUUUCGUAAGAGGGUGACAAUGCACCGGCCUUUUGUUCUGUUGUGCUGUGAAAAUAAGGUCCAGGCGUUGAUUCCAAAGUGGGACAGUGACUAGACUGAAAUCAGAGGUUACAUACUGAACAAAAAUAUAAACGUGACAUGAAAUGUGACAUAAACGUGACGUGAAUUUCAACGAUUUUACUGACUUACAGUUCAUAUGAGGAAAUAAGUCAAUUGAAAGAAAUUAAUUAGGCCCUAUUCUAUGUAUUUCACAUGACUGGGAAUACAGAUAUGCAAUCUGUUGGUCACAGAUACCUUAAAAAAAAAAAAAUUCACAAUGGGCCUCAGGAUCUUGUCUGUGCAUUUAAAUUGCCGUCGAUAAAAUGCAAUUGUGUUCCUUGUCCGUAGCUUAUGCCUGCCCAUACCAUAACCCCACAGCCACCAUGGGGCGCUCUGUUCACAAUGUUGACAUCAGCAAACCGCUUGCCCACACGAUGCUAUACGCGUGGUCUGCGGUUGUGAGGCCGGUUGGACGUACUGCCAAAUUCUCUAAAACGACGUUGAAGGUGGCUUAUGGUUGAGAAAUUAACAUUCAAUUCUUUGGCAACAGCUCCGGUGGACAUUCCUGAAGUCAGCAUGCCAAUUGCACGCUCCCUCAAAACUUGAGACAUCUGUGGCAUUGUGUUGUGUGACAAAACUGCACAUUUUAGUGGCCUUUUAUUGUCCACAUCACAAGGUGCACAUGUGUAAUUAUCAUUCUGUUUAAUCAGCUUCUUGAUAUGCCACACCUGUCAGGUGGAUGGAUUAUGUUGACAAAGGAGAAAUGCUCACUAACAGGGAUGUAAACAAAUUUGUGCACAACAUUUGAGAGAAAUAAGCUUUUUGUGCAUAUGGAACAUUUUGGGAUCUUUUCAGCUCAUGAAACAUGGGACCAACACUUUACAUGUUGUGUUUAUAUUUUUGUUCAGUGUAUAUACAUUGAUAUAACACUUGAUAUAUUAUAUUAAUAAUAAUUCCCACGGGGGGCCAGUAUGAAAAAAUGUAUGCACUCACUAAAACUGUAAGUCGCUCUGGAUAAGAGCGUCUGCUAAAUGACUAAAAUCUAAAAUCUAAAAUCGAAUAAUAAGUGAGGAGAGAUUAGUAUUAAUGUGUAACCAGAACAUCAUAGGAGUCUGCACGACUAUAAUGUACUAAACUGGACACCAUGUUUUUGUUUGACUUGCAUUACCAAAGCUGUGAUUAUGUGGUGCUGUAAUGUCCUUAACUGGAAACUGUACCCUCAUUGGACUCACUUGGUCCCUUAUAACUAUUAUCCAGACCAACCAUAACAUCAUAACUUCACUUGACAGCCUGUCAAUAAAUUGGGGGGUUCCUAAUCACACUGAAGCCAGACCCGGCCAUAGGGAGUCCUAGAGGGACCUCAGGCUUCGUUGCUUCUUUGUUAGUUCUGGCUAGGUAAUUAAUUGAUUAAUCAAUGACAGCGUCAUUAUUAGAAUGGGCACUUGCCUAACCUGCUUUGCCCGAUGUAAAUCCCUUUGUGAUUGGGAGGUAGCUAACAUCAGCCGGUGGAAGUCAGCCUGUAUUGCCUGUGUUGACAUGGAGUCCCCCAGGGCUCAGUCUUCCUAGCUCUGCUGAUCUGGAGCAUUUGUCAACUGCAGCCCAAUCAAUAUAUAAUAAUGAUGCGUUGCAAUGCAAAACAAUAGCUAUUAUAUGUAUUGUGCUGAGGGGAUAGGAGAGAGAAGCUGUAACAUAUAACACAGUAAUACUGUAUGUCCUUUGGAUCAAAAUCAUAUCAAAUUGUAUUAAUCACAUGCUUCGUAAACAGCAGAUGUAGACUAACAGUGAAAUGAUUACUUACGGGCCCUUUCCAACAAUGCAGAGACAAAAAUGUAGAAAAAUAAUAAUAAAUACAAUGAUUAAUGAUAACUUACAUUGGCUAUUUACAAUGGGUACCAGUACAUUUACAUUUACAUUAACAUUUACGUCAUUUAGCAGACGCUCUUAUCCAGAGCGACUUACAAAUAGGUGCAUUCACCUUAUAGCCAGUGGGAUAACCACUUUACAAUGUUUUUUUUUUUUUUUGGGGGGGGGGGGGGGGUUGGGGGAAAGGGGGGGGGGGGGGGGGGGGGGUAGAGGGAUUACUUUAUCCUAUCCCAGGUAUUCCUUAAAGAGGUGGGGUUUCAAAUGUCUCCGGAAGGUGGUGAGUGACUCCGCUGUCCUGGCGUCGUAAGGGAGCUUGUUCCACCAUUGGGGUGCCAGAGCAGCGAACAGUUUUGACUGGGCUGAGCGGGAACUAUGCUUCCGCAGAGGUAGGGGAGCCAGCAGGCCAGAGGUGGAUGAACGCAGUGCCCUCGUUUGGGUGUAGGGACUGAUCAGAGCCUGAAGGUACGGAGGUGCCGUUCCCCUCACCGCUCCGUAGGCAAGCACCAUGGUCUUGUAGCAGAUGCGAGCUUCAACUGGAAGCCAGUGGAGUGUGCGGAGGAGCGGGGUGACGUGAGAGAACUUGGGAAGGUUGAACACCAGACGGGCUGCGGCAUUCUGGAUGAGUUGUAGGGUUUAAUGGCACAGGCAGGGAGCCCAGCCAACAGCGAGUUGCAGUAAUCCAGACGGGAGAUGACAAGUGCCUGGAUUAGGACCUGUGCCGCUUCCUGUGUAAGGCAGGGUCGUACUCUUCGAAUGUUGUAGAGCAUGAACCUACAGGAUCGGGUCACCGCCUUGAUGUUAGCGGAGAACGACAGGGUGUUGUCCAGGGUCACGCCAAGGCUCUUCGCACUCUGGGAGGAGGACACAACAGAGUUGUCAACCGUGAUGGCGAGAUCAUGGAACGGGCAGUCCUUCCCCGGGAGGAAGAGCAGCUCCGUCUCUCCGAGGUUCAGCUUGAGGUGGUGAUCCGUCAUCCAUACUGAUAUGUCUGCCAGACAUGCAGAGAUGCGAUUCGCCACCUGGUUAUCAGAAGGGGGAAAGGAGAAGAUUAGUUGUGUGUCGUCAGCGUAGCAAUGAUAGGAGAGGCCAUGUGAGGAUAUGACAGAGCCAAGUGACUUGGUGUAUAGCGAGAAUAGGAGAGGGCCUAGAACUGAGCCCUGGGGGACACCAGUGGUGAGAGCACGUGGUGCAGAGACAGCUUCUCGCCACGCCACUUGGUAGGAGCGACCGGUCAGGUAGGACGCAAUCCAAGAGUGAGCCGCGCCGGAGAUGCCCAGCUCGGAGAGGGUGGAGAGGAGGAUCUGAUGGUUCACAGUAUCAAAGGCAGCAGACAGGUCUAGAAGGACAAGAGCAGAGGAGAGAGAGUUAGCUUUAGCAGUGCGGAGAGCCUCUGUGACACAGAGAAGAGCAGUCUCAGUUGAAUGACCAGUCUUGAAACCUGACUGGUUUGGAUCAAGAAGGUCAUUCUGAGAGAGAUAGCAAGAGAGUUGGCUAAAGACGGCACGCUCAAUAGUUUUGGAGAGAAAAGAAAGAAGGGAUACUGGUCUGUAGUUGUUGACAUCAGAGGGAUCGAGUGUUGGUUUUUUGAGAAGGGGUGCAACUCUCGCUCUCUUGAAGACGGAAGGGACAUAGCCAGCGGUCAAGGAUGAGUUGAUCAGCGAGGUGAGGUAAGGGAGAAGGUCACCGGAGAUGGUCUGGAGAAGAGAGGAGGGGACAGGGUCAAGCGGGCAGGUUGUUGGGCGGCCUGCCGUCACAAGUCGCAAGAUUUUAUCUGGAGAGAGAGGGGAGAAAGAAGUCAAAGCAUAGGGUAGGGCAGUGUGAGCAGGACCAGCAGUGUCAUUUGACUUAACAAACGAGGAUCUGAUGUCGUCAGGGGGGGGGAUUCAGCAGGGAGGAGAAUGUGGCAAAUAGCUUCCUAGGGUUAGAGGCGGAUGCUUGGAAUUUAGAGUGGUAGAAAGUGGCCUUAGCAGCAGAAACAGAUGAAGAAAAUGUAGAGAGGAGGGAGUGAAAAGAUGCCAGGUCUGCAGGGAGUCUAGUUUUCUUCCAUUUCCGCUCAGCUGCCCGGAGCUCUGUUCUGUGAGCUCGCAAUGAGUCAUCAAGCCACGGAGCUGGAGGGGAGGACCGGGCCGGCCGGGAGGAUAGGGGACAUAGAGAGUCAAAGGAUGCAGAAAGGGAGGAGAGGAGGGUUGAGGAGGCAGAAUCAGGAUAUUGGAGGGAGAAGGAUUGAGCAGAGGGAAGAGAUGAUAGGAUGGAAGAGAUAUGUGCAGGAUAUGAGGUAAUUGAAGUUGAUAUGUGCAAAUACAGUAGGUAGAGGCAAAGUGUUGAUAUUGAUCACAUUCUGUAUGUGAUUUGUUAUAGUGAUUAUGGCUUUGAACGGCGUAGAGAAGAGAACUGUCUACCAGCGUUCUGGUUCAACCCAGCUGUUGUAUCAAGGAGCUGCAGCCAAGGACAGAACUACCUCAACAGCACACGGUGAGUUGCACAUAGGGACACUAUUUUGUAGCGUUUCUAUGUUGUCUAUUCUAAGUGAAGGCAACCCUUUUGUAUAUUUCUGCUCAAUGAAAAGUCAAAUAUUUUUCUGUGUUUUUAGAAUGUUUUCCAUUUCAUUUUGUAAAGCAUUAUGUUGGUCAUAAUAUGAUAAAAAGCCUGAAUAGGUAUAACACAUUUCAAAAGAGAACUACAAAAACACAUUAAAGCUUACAGUAGCUACAGUAUCUCUCUGUAUAGGUUGGCCAAUGCUUCAUCAUCUUCCCAUCUUCCCACUGUAAUGAAACACUGUCAGGGUGUCACACCCACUGGCACGGCUCCUAGUGUGAAUAGUGAUAUUGGAUAUUUAGGCCUGAGUCAUUCACCAGACAGUAGAUCUAUACUGAGUGACAUAGUGUACUGCUGAGAGCUACAAAGCACUGUCAGGAGUCCUAGGACACAGAUUAGGAUGCCUCAGGAUGGCUGAGGUCUGAGGAGAACGGUACAUCCUUCAUUUAUGCAUUCGCUUCCCCAAGGUUAAAAGUCAAGUUUUGUCUAGGAGUUAGUAAGCAUUUUGGAGUUUUGUCAAUGUGACCGACAACUACUGUACGUCUUGUGUCAAACAUUAACUUUCAGUGUUAAACGUAAUGUUUUGUUUAGUAGUUACUAAGCAUUUUUUAAUUUAGUCAAAGAAUAGCAAGUCUUGUUCACUAGCUCUGUCACUUCCACAAUCACUUUGAGGUAAAAAAUUUAAAAUAUACGAUUUCUUGUCAGCUUCAUUGAUGAACGUGACCAAUACCUUAGCCUUGUUAACAAGUAGCGUCAUGAAGCCAUAACCUCAGUAAACCACACUAAACAUGUCCUAACUCAUUCAUAUGGAAUCUUCCUAAGGUACCGAAAAGUGGUGUCCAACAACUGCAUCAAGGGAGUCAAGGACAUGUACACACCCAGGAAGCAGAUGUGUCCCAAAAGGGCUCCAAAAGGCCUUUCUCUCUCCACCAGAGAGGGCAAGCUUACCGCCGACCUGUACACCAACGUCACAUUCCUGGUGCAUCUAGAUGAGGUAGGGCUUGGCCAAAAGCCAAAAUGGCCUCCUUUUUGUAUAUCAUUGUUCUGGGCCUUGGAGCCCAAAUGGACGCCGUUGUAUACAUUACUGUUAUGAGUUGCAUUGAUUUUUACCUUAAGCCAUGGAAUGAAAAAUCAAUGUGUUUUGUAUUGUUAUGCAUGGUUGUAAAAGUAGUACUAGCAUGUGGUGCACAACUCACUCAAUGUAGACCUAUGUUACUGAGUGAAAUAUUGAUGUGUUUCCCAUAUGUUCAACAUGGAUGUUUCUCCAGGCAUACGCCUGAAAUUAUUUCCCUGUUAUGUCAUCCCAUAUACACCAACUGCUGAAAGUUUAGUAGUAACUUGUAACAUAACAUCACCCACACACAGCUACAGGCACUGAGCCCCAAGCCCGGAGACAGAGUAAGAGCUAAAGACCUUGGAGAGUGAUGCACCCUGGAGACCCUGUUAUAGAGUGAUAGACGCAGAGUAGCCUCCUUCCAGGGCCAGGGCCUUACCUUGCUCCCCUUACUCCGUAGACACUUUUAAACCACAUCACAUUACAUUCAGGUGGAAUAAGUGUGGUAGCGCUCUGCUCUGUACGGUUGUGCUUUCCACCUGCACUGCUGCUGAGAAGUAAGUGUCUCUUCCACGAGGUCUCUCCCGGGACAAGCUGUCAUAUUACAGUGUGAUGAGUUGAGGAGACUAAUGGAGGUGAAGAAUCCUCAUGGCGUUGGGUCUUAUGCAUUUGGAAAAUCCUUCGCUCCCGUUGAAUUCAGACUUUAAUUUAUAUUCAUGAAGCCCAAGAUGGCAGUAUUUCUUGGGGAGAGCAAAUGGGCCUAAAUAUUUAAUGUGUUCAUGUCACGGAUUCAGCCGAGGCUGCUCCUCCUCCUUGCUCGGGCAGGCUUCGGCGUUCGUCGUCACCGGAGUACUAGCUGCUACCGAUCCAUGUUUCUGUGUUAGACUUGUUAUGUCUUGAUUAUGUACACCUGUUUCCCAUUAUGUUGUAUUGUCUUCCCUAUUUAACCCUCUGCCGUACACUGUGUGUUGUGUGUGAUUGUAUUCGUGAUCGGUUAUUUCCUCCCUUUGUGGAGAUUGUAUAUGCUCAGUUUACUUUCAAGUAAAGUACGUUUCGGAUAAGCUCUGUGUCCUGCGUUUGACUUCGCCCACCGCAAUUCACUGAUGCCUUUGACAGUUCAGAAAAUCAAAAAAAAGGAGAGAGAGAGGUGGAAGAAAGUUUGAUGUUUUGACAGAGGGAUAGGAUCUGUACUGUCACACGUCAACAUUUCAUUAUCACAAAGUGACCUUAUAGCAUGUCAUGUGUACACCAACCAGAUUUACUGUAUAUUAGCUACCUUACAGCAUGUAAUGUGUACACCAACCAGAUUUACUGUACAUUAGCUACCUUAUAGCAUGUCAUGUGUACACCAACCAGAACCAAUGGAAGUUCUGAAAAAUGCAAAUCCGUCCAUCUAGCUCUCCAGGCAGGCUCAAUCAAAUGCUCAAAGCAUUUGAAAGAAAGCAAAAAUUAUUUGAACCCAGGUAUGACACACCGUCAGCAUGACAGCACUGACAUCACACCGUUUACAACAUCCUUAGUGUGUUGACAUUCACCUGAACAUGAAUACAUUACACAGUCCUACUGUGCCUGGAUCUGAACUAACAAAACACCUUAUUGUCAACCAGCACUGCUGUCCAGACCCUAUUAUGCGUUUCGGAUUUGUUGGCCCUCUGAGUCACACACGGACCCAUGGACACAAAGCUUGACAUUUAGCCAGCAUGUCAGCAUCAGUCUCAUGCAGAUUAGCUAGUGAUCCCAGGACACCUCGAUAGAGAACUAGAAAUGUCCAGAGAGUGUCAACAACGGACACCAACAAAAGCCGGAAUGACAUCUACGCCACCGUAGACCUAAGUGCCAUUCCGAGUGCCAUUUUGGCAAAGGAUUGUGGGCCAUUACAGUUCCACACAAUAGCCGCCACUGUUAUCCCUUUUCUUCCAUUCUAAUCUACCAUUCUUUAUUCUGCUUAUUCAUAGUUUAUCAUUUUCUGGGUACAAUGGCGUGAAAUAUACCCCCAGAGCCUUCCUCCACAGCAAACCCUCCCGUGUUUUUCACACUCUGCUGCGCUUGAAAAGGAGAGAGAGAGAGAGAGAGAGAGAGAGAGAGAGAGAGAGAGAGAGAGAGAGAGAGAGAGAGAGAGAGAGGGGUUGGUGCCUCUCCUUGUUUGGGUGGCGUUUGUUUUUCCAUUUGUUUUGUCUUGAUUGUACACACCUGGUUCCCAUUACAUUAUAUUAUUUCCCUAUUUAACCCUCUGGUUCCCACAUGGUUUUGUGCGUGUUUGUUCUUUGUUUUGUGUGUGUGUGUGUUGGCUGUUGAUCCUAGGGAAGUGCCAGAUGUAACCCCCCUGAGUAGACCUGCUGCAGAUACUGUAGUGGCAGAGCACUCAUACACAAACACACACAGAGAGAGAGAGAGACACACACACCUCAUUAGCAGUAACAGGCAAACACGCUGCUCUCACGGUGGUGCAGAAUAUGAUGCAUCCCAAAUGCUUCGGCUGGUUCUGACUGCUUUUGUCUGUGUGUGAAUGUAACCCAGCAGUCUGUUGACUAGUGUACCUGCCACCCUACUGUCUCUUGAUUACUACACUGCCUCCACCUCCCUGUGGUUCUCUCUCUCCAUCACACACAUAUACACACGCACACACAACACGUACGUGCACAUAAACACACACACACACACACCACAGGAGCCAGACACUCCCAGUGGUGUUAUGUAACAUGUCAGACUCAGGAUGCACGCUAAUGUAGAUGUGUCACAACACCAGCUCUUGGACUUUUGACAAAAACAAAGAAUGAUGCCCUGCCUGUGUCCAUGCAUGCUGAGUGCUGAUUACUGAGUGGUACUGUGGUUUUGGGGCAUUGUAUUGAACCCCAUUUCAACAAAAAUAUGUAUUUAAGUCUAGAAUAAACACAAGUACAAUCAUCUGGCUGGGCUCUCAAAUACAAUAUAAUUGUGUGUUUUUAAAUAAUAAUGAUGUUUGGGACUCUUUCUUUCUUUCUGUCUUUCUUUCUUUCUUCAUCUGUAGUCCUUACUUGAGACUUUACUUGCUUUCCAGGGUGACUCAAUGAGAACCAACAUCCAACUGGAUUUCGGAGAUGGGAUGGCAGUCUCCUACUCCAACCUGAGCUGGAUCGAAGAGGGGAUCAGACACGUUUACAAGACGGCUGGGAUAUUCCGUGUCUCGGCCUUGGAGGAGAACACCCUGGGAUUUUAUACCACCACCUUGUACCUCCAUGCUACAUGUACGUCACCUCUAUACAUUCAGCUAUUGUGUCAGGGCUAUUCAAUUCCAACCAUCGAGGACUUAUGUACUUCUGGUUUUCGUUUGUACUGCACCUGUUAGAGAAUUGGUCAGUUACUGUGACGUCGGCCAUUGAUUGGCCAGAGUAGGCGCUCACCUGGUGACCCAGGUCUGAAUCAGUCCCUGAUUGGAGGGAAAGGAUGGAAAACAACAGUGAUGUGGUUCUCAAGGAUCAUAAUUGAAUAUAUCUGCCUCAUAUUUCUCUGUAAAUAACCACCUUACUAAGUAUACCGCAGUGUACAAUGGAGCCAGUUAUAGGCAAAGUACCAGAAUGCUUUGCACAUAGUACAGCACAUUGAUGCUGUCUUGCUCUUUUCAUCUUGUAAUGAACAAGCCAAAUUUCAAGUAAAUAAUAGUGACAAAUAUAACAUGCUUAUGUCUAAAAGGCAUCAAGAAUUAUCCAGCUCUUUGCAGUGCAGUGUUUGAAUUGCCCCCUCAUCUCUUGAUUUGAUCGAGAGACGAGGGGGUUUGAACAAGAGACGUGAAGGUGUGUCAAGGCCAGGCGUAGGUGUGGUGUGGAAUCAAUUGCAGGAUGCAGAUGCAAGUCCAAAAACACUAUAAUAAAGUCCACAGAAACAACGGCUAUAAACAGAGCCGGUUGAACAAGGGAAAAAUAAACGCACUCAGCGUAAAAGUACAACAAACGCACAACGUGCGGACUCUCUAAGAACAUAGAGCACAAACUGACUGGCAACACCUGCUGACAUAGAACAACUACACACAACCACAAGACAGAAACAACGAGAACUUAAAGGACACAUAAUCAAGACGAAAUGAGCAACAGGUGUAACAAAUCAGACCAAACCAAACACACACAGACACAACGAACGGUGGCAGCUAGUACUCCGGGGACGACGACCGCCGAAGCCUGCCCGAACAAGGAGAAGGAGCAGCCUCGGCCGAAACCGUGACAGUACCCCCCCCUUGACGCGCGGCUCCAGCCGUGCGCCGACCCCGGCCUCGGGGACGACCAGGAGGACGCGGAGCAGGGCGCGUGGGAUGACCACGAUGGAACUCAGUCAGAAGAGACGGGUCUAAGAUAUCUCUCCUCGGCACCCAGCACCACUCCUCCGGACCGUACCCCUCCCACUCCACAAGAUAUUGGAGACCCCCCAUCCGGCGUCUCGAAUCCAGGAUGGACCGAACUGUGUACGCCGGAGCCCCCUCGAUGUCCAGCGGGGGCGGAGGAGUCUCUGCUAUCUCACACUCCUGGAGUGGACCAGCUACCACCGGCCUGAGGAGAGACACAUGGAACAAGGGGUUAAUAUUCUUAUACUCAAUAGGAAGUUGUAAUCUGUAACACACCUCGUUCAACCUCCUCAGGACUUUAAAAGGCCCCACAAACCGCCGACCCAGCUUCCGGCAGGGCAGGCGGAGGGGCAGGUUUCUGGUCGAGAGCCAGACUCGAUCUCCCGGUGCGUACACCGGUCCCUCACUGCGGUGGAGAUCGGCGCUCGCCUUGUGUCAACGGGUGGCCCGCUGCAGAUGUACGUGAGUAGCGUUCCACGUCUCCUCCGAGCGCCGCACCCACUCAUCCACCGCAGGGGCCUCGAUCUGGCUCUCAUGCCAAGGUGCCAGAACCGGCUGGUACCCUAACACACACUGGAAAGGGGUUAGUUUAGUGGAGGAGUGGCGGAGAGAGUUCUGUGCCAUCUCGGCCCAGGGAACAUAUCUCGCCCACUCCUCCGGCCGGCCCUGGCAAUACGACCUCAGAAACCUACCCACAUCCUGGUUUACUCGUUCAACCUGCCCAUUGCUCUCCGGGUGGUACCCCGAGGUAAGGCUCACCGAGACCCCCAAGCGCUCCAUGAACGCUCUCCAGACUCGAGAGGUAAACUGGGGGCCUCGAUCAGACACUAUAUCCUCGGGUACCCCGUAAUGCCGGAAGACGUGAGUGAAUAGUGUCUCAGCGGUCUGUAGGGCAGUGGGAAGACCCGGCAUGGGAAGGAGACGACAGACCUUCGAGAACCGAUUCACAACGACCAGGAUGGUGGUAUUUCCCUGGGAGAGGGGAAGAUCAGUAACGAAAUCCACCGAGAGGUGAGACCAGGGUCGUUGUGGAACGGGCAGGGGUUGUAACUUACCCCUGGGCAAAUGUCUGGGUGCCUUACACUGGGCACAUACCGAACAGGAGGAAACAUAAACCCUCACAUCCCUGGCUAACGUUGGCCACCAGUACUUAGUGCUAAGGCAGUGCACCGUCCGGCCAAUCCCUGGAUGUCCAGAGGAGGGUGACGUGUGAGCCCAAUAUAUAAGUCGAUCCCGAACCUCGAACGGCACGUACGUCCGACCCACAGGACACUGUGGAGGGCUAGGAUCGGUACGCAACGCCCGCUCGAUUUCGGAAUCGACCUCCCACACCACCGGUGCCACCAGGCAAGACGGCGGGAGUAUGGGCGUGGGCUCAACGGACCUCUCCUCCGUGUCAUACCGCCGGGACAGAACAUCUGCCUUACCAUUCUGGGACCCAGGGAUGUACGUGAUCUUAAAAACGAACCGGGCCAGAAACAUAUUCCACCUAGCCUGGCGAGGGUUCAGUCUCCUAGCUGCCUGGAUGUACUCCAGGUUUCGGUGUUCUGUCAAAAUGAGGAAAGGGUGUUGAGCCCCCUCUAGCCAAUGCCUCCACACCUUUAGGGCCUGGACCACGGCUAGCAGCUCCCUGUCCCCCACGUCAUAAUUUCGCUCCGCCGGACUGAGCUUUUUAGAGUAAAAAGCACAGGGGCAGAGUUUCAGGGGCGUGCCAGAUCGUUGCGAGAGCACGGCCCCUAUACCGGCUUCAGACGCGUCUACCUCGACCUGGAAUGGGAGUGCGGGAUCCGGAUGCGCCAACACCGGCGCCGAGGUAAACAGGUCCUUCAGUCUCCCAAAAGCCCUAUCCGCCUCAGCAGACCACUGCAAGCGCACCGGACCUCCCUUUAGUAGAGACGUUAUGGGAGCUGCCACCUGUCCAAAACCCCGGAUAAACCUCCUGUAGUAAUUCGCAAAACCCAAGAACCGCUGCACCUCUUUAACAGUAGUUGGAGUUUGCCAAUUACGCACGGCCGACACACGGUCAACCUCCAUCUUAACCCCUGACGCAGACAACUGAUAACCCAAAAGGAGACAGACUCCUGGAAAAACAGACAUUUCUCUGCCUUGACAUACAGAUCAUGCUCCAACAAUCUCCUCAAUACUUGGCGCACCAGGGCUACAUGCUCGGCUCGGGUAGAAGAAUAUACUAGAAUGUCGUCAAUGUACACGACCACUCCCUGCCCCUGCAUAUCCCGGAAGAUCUCAUCAACGAAGGAUUGGAAGACUGAAGGAGCAUUCAUUAACCCGUAUGGCAUGACGAGAUACUCGUAAUGACCCGAGGUGGUACUAAAUGCAGUCUUCCAUUCGUCUCCCUCCCUAAUACGCACCAAGUUGUAUGCGCUCCUGAGAUCCAAUUUUGUGAAGAAACGCGCCCCGUGUAAAGACUCCGUCAUAGUCGCAAUCAGAGGGAGUGGAUAACUGUAUUUCACAGUAAUCUGAUUGAGACUGCGGUAAUCAAUACACGGGCGCAAACCUCCAUCCUUUUUCUUCACAAAAAAGAAACUCGAGGACGCAGGGGAAGUGGAGGGCCGUAUGUAUCCCUGUCUCAGAGACUCGGCUAUGUAAGUCUCCAUAGCUCUCUUCUCCUCUUGAGACAGAGGAUACACAUGGCUCCGCGGAAGCGCAGCUCCUACCUGGAGGUCUAUCGCACAAUCCCCCUGUCUAUGUGGUGGCAAUUGCGUCGCCUUCGCUUUACUAAACACAAUUGCUAAAUCAUCAUACUCGGGGGGAAUGUGCAAUGCCAGCAGUUGGUUUGGACUUUCCACCGAGGUCGCCCCUACGGAAACGCCCAGACAUCGCCCUACACACUGGACAGACCACUCCUUGAGAGCCCUCUGUUGCCACGAAAUAGAGGGAUUAUGAGUAAUCAACCAGGGAAGCCCCAGCACCACCGGAUACGCAGGAGAGUCUAUAAGAUAUAGCUGAAUAGUCUCCUCAUGACCCUCCUGCGUCCCCAUCCUAAGUGGAGCUGUGACCUCCCUAAUCAACCCCGAUCCCAACGGACGGCUAUCUAAAGCAUGUACAGGGAAGGGACUACUGACUGGAAGGAGGGGAAUCCCUAACUCAGCACAAAAUCGCCGAUCUAUAAAAUUCCCAGCUGCGCCUGAAUCUACUAGCGCCUUAUGCUGGGAAUGAGGUGCAACCUGUGGGAAGCAAACAGGUAUGGUUAGGUGAUCAACAGAGAGCUCUGGGUAAGUGGGGCGCCUACUCACCUGGAGGGACUCCCCAGAGCGUGGCCUGCCGUCUCUCCCCCUAGGAGACCCCCCCCAGCACCUGGCCGCAGUGUGUCCUCCACGGCCACAGUAGGUACAGGGGUUGGUUCCCCUGGGGCUCCUUCUCCUCUCCUCUCUAGCGCCAGCACCCCCGAGCUCCAUAGGACUAGGCUCGGAGGUGCUGGAGGGUGGAAUGGACGACCCCCACUCAGGACGUCCGCGGGUGGCCAACAGGGUGUCGAGGCGAAUGGCCAUGUCAACUAACUGGUCAAACGUGAGGGUGGUGUCCCUGCAGGCCAACUCACGACGGACGUCCUCCCGUAGGCUGCAGCGGAAGUGGUCUAUGAGGGCCCGCUCAUUCCACCCUGCGUCUGCCGCUAGAGUCCGGAACUCCAGUGCAAAAUCCUGUGCGCUCCUCUUCCCCUGUCGGAGGUAGAAUAGACGUUCUCCCGCCGCCUUCCCCUCAGGUGGAUGGUGGAAUACAGCCCUGAAGCGACGGGAGAACUCCGCAUAGGUGAUCGUCGCGGGGUCUAUUCUCCUCCAUUCGGCGUUGGCCCACUCCAACGCCUUGCCGGUGAGACAGGAGAUGAGGGCGGAAACGCUCUCGUGUCCCGAGGGCACCGGGUGUACGGUGGCGAGGUAGAGUUCUACUUGUAGGAGGAAACCUUGACACCCGGCAGCGGUACCAUCAUACGCCCUCGGGAGCGAGAGCCGAAUCCCACUGGGUUCCGGAGCGUGGACUAAGGGACUUACCGGUGCUGGUGGUACUGUGGGAGGAGGUGUGGGUGCCCAACUGGUCUCCAGGCGAUGCAGGGUAUUCAUUACUCCUUGUAAUGCGUUGGUGAUCUGGGCUAUCCUGUCAUCCUGUCCGCGGACGCGCUCCUCCCAUGACUCGGUCGCUGCUGCUGCUCCUGCUGAUUCCAUGAUUGGUGUGUAGUUCUGUCAAGGCCGGGCGUAGGUGUGGUGUGGAAUCAAUUGCAGGAUGCAGAUGCAAGUCCAAAAACACUAUAAUAAAGUCCACAGAAACAACGGCUAUAAACAGAGCCGGUUGAACAAGGGAAAAAUAAACGCACUCAGCGUAAAAGUACAACAAACGCACAACGUGCGGACUCUCUAAGAACAUAGAGCACAAACUGACUGGCAACACCUGCUGACAUAGAACAACUACACACAACCACAAGACAGAAACAACGAGAACUUUAAGGACACAUAAUCAAGACGAAAUGAGCAACAGGUGUAACAAAUCAGACCAAACCAAACACAUACAGACACAACGAACGGUGGCAGCUAGUACUCCGGGGACGACGACCGCCGAAGCCUGCCCGAACAAGGAGAAGGAGCAGCCUCAGCCGAAACCGUGACAAGGUGCCAUUAAAAUGUUGUUUCUGGUCGCCACGAUACUUUCAAUCAGUGUACUUUGAUAUUUUUGAUGGCAUUGAUUCUGCUGGUGUUUUUUUCUCCAUGGUUUGGUACAUUUUUAGGUAAUUUACACAGAGAGCGUGCAUGCGAUGCUUUUAGCGAUGUGCCAAGCACGAAGCUGCCACAGAUUUCCAACUGGAAUAUUUUUAACACCAAACACAGUUUAGGGAGACUGUCCAAAUGACUCACGCGCCCGCACACACACACUCAACACACACGCACAUACACAUCCACAUAGACACAGGCUUAAAAGGGACACACACACAGAUACACAGGCUUUCUCUCUCUGUCACACACAUCACACACACACAAACACACACACACAUUCACACACACCCACACACACACAGACACACAUACACUGCAUGCGUUUGAAAGCUAGGAUAAGGAUAAAGAUUAGUCUCAGUUAAAGAGGAUAAGAGUUAACAGAAGCCCAGGCGGAGACGUACACGCUAGAGCGCAGAGUCAAAACAGAGUUUUACUGUUAAAAUACUGUGUUAUAUCUCUCCGCUAUAGGAAACUUCACCGCUUAGAUGACGGUAAUGCCACGUUCCCCACGUCAGCUUCCAUUACGGUCUCAGCAUGGCAGACCACAGUAUUACUCACAAGGUAUCACGACAAAAACAUACUGGCAAGCGCAGUGUGAGGGAUCUUCUUGUCUCUAAUUCUUAGUUUAAGAAGGUUUCUAUUUCUUUUUUCCCAUGCCCCUGUAAAACUAAUAUUUCGAUGUGCGAGUGCUUUUCAUAUUAUAAAGUAGGUAGCCUGAAACAAUAUCCAUGUAAUUACAAUCAUAUACUGAGUCUGAAUCAUUCAAUACUGAGUCUGAAUCAUCCAGUACUGGGUCUGAAUCAUCCAAUACUGAGUCUGAAUCAUCCCAUAUGGAGUCUGAAUCAUCCAAUACGGAGUCUGAAUCAUCCAAUACUGAGUCUGAAUCAUCCAAUACUGAGUCUGAAUCAUCCAAUACUGAGUCUGAAUCAUCCAAUACUGAGUCUGAAUCAUCCAAUACUGAGUCUGAAUCAUCCAAUACUGAGUCUAAAUCAUCCAAAGCUGAGUCUGAAUCAUCCUCUGUGUUUGUAUCAGGUGCUGUGGAACAUAUCCAGCUGCUGGCUCAAUUUGUGGCCAUCAAGAACAAGGAAGUACACCUAACAGCAGUGGUCUGGCCAAUACACUCCAGGACUCUCAGCUACUUCUGGUGGCUUGGGAACAGCACUGAGGUAAACUGGACUUAAAACACUUGGUGUACAGAGAAGAGGGCCUAGAACCGAGCCCUGUGGGACUCCAGUAGUGAGACCACAUUGAGCAGACACAGAUCCUCUUCUGAUGUUGUGUAUAGUAUACAAUAUACUGUACAACAUUAGUAGAGGUAAACUGACACUAUUCAAAAUGGGUCUUACCCUAUAAUGCCAUGUACUGUACAUGUACUGCAGUGGUGGCUGGUGUCAUUUUAACUAAAUCGGAGGACGGGAUUAUUGUAAUGGCUGGAACGGAAUAAAUGGAACAGCAUUUAACACAUCAAAGACAUGGUUUCCAUUCCAGUUCCAUUCCACUUCAGCCAUUACUACAGUGAGGGAAAAAAGUAUUUGAUCCCCUGCUGAUUUUGUAAGUUUGCCCACUGACAAAGAAAUGAUCAGUCUAUAAUUUUAAUGGUAGGUUUAUUUGAACGUGAGAGAUAGAAUAACAACAAAACCAUCCAGAAAAACACAUGUCAAAAAUGUUAUGAAUUGAUUUGCAUUUUAAUGAGGGAAAUAAGUAUUUGACCCCCUCUCAAUCAGAAAGAUUUCUGGCUCCCAGGUGUCUUUUAUACAGGUAACGAGCUGAGAUUAGGAGCACACUCUUAAAGGGAGUGCUCCUAAUCUCAGUUUGUUACCUGUAUAAAAGACACCUGUCCACAGAAGCAAUCAAUCAAUCAGAUUCCAAAUUCUCCACCAUGGCCAAGACCAAAGAGCUCUCCAAGGAUGUCAGGGACAAUAUUGUAGACCUACACAAGGCUGGAAUGGGCUACAAGACCAUCGCCAAGCAGCUUGGUGAGAAGGUGACAACCGUUGGUGCGAUUCUUCAAAUGGAAGAAACAAAAAAUAACUGUCAAUCUCCCUCGGCCUGGGGCUCCAUGCAAGAUCUCACCUCGUGGAGUUGCAAUGAUCAUGACAACGGUGAGGAAUCAGCCCAGAACUACACGGGAGGAUCUUGUCAAUGACCUCAAGGCAGCUGGGACCAUAGUCACCAAGAAAACAAUUGGUAACAAACUACGCCGUGAAGGACUGAAAUCCUGCAGCGCCCGCAAGGUCCCCCUGCUCAAGAAAGGACAUAUACAGGCCCAUCUGAAGUUUGCCAAUGAACAUCUGAAUGAUUCAGAGGAGAACUGGGUGAAAGUGUUGUGGUCAGAUGAGACCAAAAUGGAGCUCUUUCGCAUCAACUCAACUCGCCGUGUUUGGAGGAGGAGGAAUGCUGCCUAUGACCCCAAGAACACCAUCCCCACCAUCAAACAUGAGGUGGAAAUGUUGUGCUUUGGGGGUGUUUUUCUGCUAAGGGGACAGGACAACUUCACCACAUCAAAGGGACGAUGAACCGUCAAAUCUUGGGUGAGAACCUCCUUCCCUCAGCCAAGGCAUUGAAAAUGGGUCGUGGAUGGGUAUUCCAGCAUGACAAUGACCCAAAACACACGGCCAAGGCAACAAAGGAGUUGCUCAAGAAGAAGCACAUUAAGGUCCUGUGACAAUCUGUGGAGGGAGCUGAAGGUUCGAGUUGCCAAAUGUAGCCUCGAAACCUUAAUGACUUGGAGAAGAUCUGCAAAGAGGAGUGGGACAAAAUCCCUCCUGAGAUGUGUGCAAACCUGGUGGCCAACUACAAGAAACGUCUGACCUCUGUGAUUGCCAACAAGGGUUUUGACACCAAGUACUAAGUCAUGUUUUGCAGAGGGGUCAAAUACUUAUUUCCCUCAUUAAAAUGCAAAUCAAUUUAUAACAUUUUUGACAUGCGUUUUUCUGGAUUGUUUUGUUGUUAUUCUGUCUCUUACUGUUCAAAUAAACCUACCAUUAAAAUUAUAGACUGAUCAUGUCUUUGUCAGUGGGCAAACGUACAAAAUCAGCAGGGGAUCAAAUACUUUUUUCCCUGAGCCAUCCUCCCUUCAGUAGACUCCACUGAUGUUAUAUGAGGUAUACAUGAUGUCUAUGGUAUUAGGUACAUUGACCUCUUCUAUGAUCAAAGGUGGCUAUGAUAGAGGCGGAGCAGUUUCUGAUCUUGUAUUUUGUUCAGACGUCUUGUUAGUAUGUCAUAAGUUAUUACCUUAGCUGCAUUGUUUCUAGGUCUUUUGGGGAGGAUGAUUUUUGUAGGCUUUUACUCAAGUCAGAAUUUCGACCACUCUAACUACUCAAGUCAAAAGUUCUGACUACUCUAAGUGAGAAGUUCAAGGAGAAGUUGUUAUAAUCUGAAAUGGGUUUCUUUCAUGUUCCGGGGUUUUAGGUAAAGGUUUUAGGUGAAGGGAUUAUAACCGGAUCAAAGUGUGAUCGUCCAUUUUGUCCAUGUUCCCUCUUCCUCCAGCCGGUGAUCAGCUUAGACGGGAGCAUCUCAUACACCUUCACCAGCGAGGGAAUGAACACUGUUACGGUCCAAGUGUCUUCAGCCAACACCAUUCUGCAAGACACCAAGAAGAUAGCAGUCCAAGGUAAGGAUCAGUAUUAUCUCUCUCUCUCUCUCUCUCUCUCUCCCUCUUUCUCUCUCUCUCUCUCUCGGAUCUCCCUAAUCAAAUAAUUAUACUUGAUGUAAUGCUAAUUUGCACAUCUAGCAGCCAUCUCACUUGGUAUGCAACGUUUGAGGGUACUUUACAUUUGAAUAUGUCAGGAUAAAUGUGAAAAGGACAUUUCCCCAAUUAUCUAAGAAAGCACUUGUACGAGCAAUCAUCUCCCCUUGUCAAACCAUGAAGACACACACACACACCUCACACACACCAACAUCUCUGUCAUCUUUCCCACUCAUCAGAAGACAGUUAGAGGAGGGACACAACCAGAACGAAUGACAGUGGGGAAUGAGGAGGAUACCUUCAGAAUAAUGCACCUAGAUCAGGAGCUGAAUUAACGGUCUGUUUCUUUUUCUCCCCUGGUUCUCUCUCUCUGACAGAGUUCUUCAAAUCUCUGCUUUUAUCUUUCUCCCCUAAUCUGGACGUGUUCAACCCUGACGUCCCCGAGUGGAGACAGGAUGUGGGGAGAGUCAUUAAGAAGGCUCUGCUCCAAGUAAGUGUGAAUUCCUUCCUUCUCUCUUUUUCUCCCUCUCUCUCGUAUCUUUCUAUCCACUCAGGCGCUUCGGCGUUGGCCCUCGGGCUGUCCUGUGAUUCUUUAUCACACAGGUGUGUGAGGCUCGGCUUCUUCUUCCUCCCUCGAUGCAGCUUGAUGAGCACUAAUAACUUAUUUUCAGAAGUUGGAGCGAUGAAAUGCGUUCUUCGGAAUAAGCUUGGAAUGAAGGCGAUCUUAGCCAUUACCGGGGCACUGGAUGUGCGUAGUAUCUGCGGAGGAGAGCUAACGCUAAUAUGACAUAGUUAAGUGUGUUAUUCUUCCACUUCGAGUGGAGGUUUAGGCCUAUGUCGUGCGACUUGUGGUCUCUGUGUCUUCACCAACUACACAGUGGAUUUGACAUGAGAGGCGACUCAGGCGAGCUAGGCUGAGAGCCAGUGGAGGGAGCUACUGUGAUAGAGGUCAGGGUGAGCUUUGUGACGGAUAAAUUGCACUUUGUCACCUGGGAGCAACAUACGCUGUAUUCGGAAAGUAUUCAGGCCCCUUGACAUUUCCACAUUUUGUUUCGUUACAGCCUUUUCUAAAAUGGAUUAAAUCUAUUUUUGUCCUCAUCAAUCUACACACAAUACCCCAAAAUGAUGAAGCAAAAAUAGGUUUUUAGAACUUUUUGCAAAUGUAUUAAAAAUACAUUAAAAACAGAAAUAUCACAUUUACAUAAGUAUCCAAACCCUUUGAUAUGAGACUCGAAAUAUAGCUCAGGUGCAUCCUGUUUCCAUUGAUCAUCCUUGAGGUGUUUCUACAACUUGAUUGGAGUCCACCUGUGGUAAAUUCAAUUGAUUGGACAUGAUUUAGAAAGGCACACACCUGUCUAUAUAAGGUCCCACAGUUGACAGUGCAUGUCAGAGCAAAAAGAACAAGCCAUGAGGUCAAAGGAAUUGUCCGUAGAGCUCCGAUACAGAAUUGUGUUGAGGCACAGAUCUGGGGAAGGGUACCAAAACAUGUCUGCAGAAAUGAAGGUCCCCAACAACACAGUGCCCUCCAUCAUUCUUAAACGGAAGAAGUUUGGAACCACCAAGACUCUUCCUAGAUCUGGCCGCCCGGCCAAACUGAGCAAUCGGCGGAGAAAUGCCUUGGUCAGGGAGGUGACCAAGAACCCGAUGGUCACUCUGACAGAGCUCCAGAGUUCCUCUAUGGAGAUAGGAGAACCUUCCAGAAGGACAAUCAUCUCUGCAGCACUCCACCAAUCAGGCCUUUAUGGUAGAGUGGCCAGACGGAACCCACUCCUCAGUAAAAGGCACAUGACAGCCCGCUUGGAGUUUGACAAAAGGCACCUAAAGGGCUCUCAGACAAUGGGAAACAAGAUUAUCUGGUCUGAUGAAACCAAGAUUGAACUCUUUGGCCUGAAUGCCAAGCGUCACGUCUGGAGAAAACCUGGCACCAUCCCUACGGUGAAGCAUGGUGGUGGCAGCAUCAUGCCAUGGGGAUGUUUUAGCACCAGCCAAUUGAAUUGUGUUGAACUGAGGGGCACACUCAGUUAUAGAAAGCCAUAGCUCUAGCUUGAGUUAUUAAUUGCUAGGCUCAAUAGAGUGUUACAGCAAGUAUUUUCAUACAGAAAGUUUUGUUAUACAACCUUUUAUUACCUAAAGUAAAUACAUUAAACGGUAUAUGGGUCUCAGGUCUCUAUUGAGUUUAUGAACACUAGUUAACAUUUACAUAUGCAGUUUAAUGCUAUCAAACCAUCCCUCCUUUCAUUCUUUCACCCUUUCUCUGAAAGGAAAUCAUUGUAAGACAUAUUCAUCCAUGUACUGCUAGAGUUGGUUCAUAGCCUAGAUAUUGUGCAACAACCGCCAUACAAAGUGUUAUUACAUUUUUUUCUUCAUUUAUUUUUAUCUUUCUGCGGUUCGCAUUCAGUUCAUCAUGUGUCAAGGUAAACAUCUCCCCUAAUAAAGUGAAGACGAUUAGAAGGAAAAGGGGCAUCAACAUCGCAGUUAAAGUAAGGUUCCAUUAAACUGCAGUGUUGCUGUGCUACAGUACAGCUCUAUGGCUGACAAUAGUGAGAGCCAGGCAGGGCUGCACUUUUGCUCCUCAGCUGAUUCCAACCCACCACCUAAUAGAGGUUUGAAUGGGGAGCUCAGUAAUAGAGGCUAUUUGAAGUUAUUUUCAGAAGUCAUUCCAUCUUCGGUUUCUCCGGCUUCUUCUUUACUCCACUUGCGGUACAUGGAAGAUGGCAGAAGACUCCCUCUCAGGUUCCAAUCAAUCAAUCAAUCAAAUUGUAUUUAUAAAGCCCUAUUUACAUCAGCAGAUGUAUACAGAAACCCAGCCUAAAACCCCAAACAGCAAGCAAUGCAGAUCUAGAAGUACGGUGGCUAGGAAAAACUAGACAGUGACUGUCUGUAAAUUCAUAUAAUUUUGUAUGUUUCGCGGAAGCCCCCCGCUGGUUUCACCGCCACCUGUUAAUGCACCUCUCAGUGUGGUGCAAGAGGUUAACAUGUCAUCUUUUUUCCCCAAGAGAGUGCACUGCUUCUGGGCAUCUACUUUUCUCUCUCGCCCCCCCCCCCCCCCCCCCCCCCCCCCUUUCCUUUCCUGGGUAACGACGGUACUUUACAUCAGAUAAUAAAAUUAUAGUUAUAGGUGAAUCAUCAUAACCUAUUUAUCACAACAAUGUUGGAAAUAAUGCACUAUGGAAGGAGUUAUGAAGAUAGAAUAACCCAGUAUCAUCAUAGUUCAUAGUUACGGUCAAGUUCAAGAUGAAUGAAAAACUGAAUCCACAUCAUGGUGUGUUUACAACAGUAAUUAGUAACUGACCACUGUUUAUUUAGCUUUGCAUACAGUAAGAUUGUGAGGAAGCUGCUCCAAAAGCCUUUGCUGUUCAAAUAUUAAAGCGUCAAGAUAAAGCCUGGCAGACGUGUUUUUUCAGCCACAUUUGAGCUUGGCCAAAAUUCCCUCCUAAAAGCUCACUCAUCUGACUCAGUCUGACUCACCUUCUCCCCUCCCUUAACCCAAAUCAGAUGUUUCACUCCAGCCAAUGAGUUUUAGGGGACAUAAAAUGCCAGUGCUACCCAAGCACACAGAGCCAGAAGGCUUUUUAGACUAAUGAGUGAUCGCAAAGAGAACAAACCGGCCUGAGUGUAUUGAUUUUUACAGGGGCUAUUGUAUCCCAUCCCCUUCCCUAUCCCUCUCCUUUGCUUCUAUCCCUCUUUACUCUCAUUGUGAGUCAUUCCUUUGCUCUCUAUUUGUCCACUAUUUUGCUACUCAAAUACUAUUUUUAUGCUUGAUAAUUAAUGUGCUUCAAGUGUAUGUGACUCGCCGACUACGGAACUCCAUUGUCUGCCGAUAGCCCCAUAGAGAACCCAUUAAAACAUGAAUGGCUUUUAAAAUGGGCACUGAUUACCGGUUGGAACCCCCUGCCUCAUAGGUGGUCUGAAGUGGAAAAAGGCCAUUAUAAAGAAAAAACAUUUAAUAGUAGCUAUUUUGAAGACCUGGAAAAACAGUUGGUUGGCAAGACCUACUUUUCCCAUCAAGAAAGAAAUACACUUUCGUGAAAAAAAUGGCGGUUGAGAUAAGAAAGUCCUAUUACUGUUGGAUUAUCAUCUAUUGGUUUGAUGACAUAUUGUAUCAUUGUUUACCUGUAGGUUGUACUGGGUUAUCAACACAUGUUGGUCAAGCCCAAAACUAUUUCGUUGUCACCUCCCUCUCCUUUGAUUUCAAACAUGUUAAAUAUGUAUAUACUCUAAGAGCAUUGUUUUUGACUGUAGACAAAGAAUACUAUACCAGUAUGAACACAUUGUAACAGUACUGUCCAUUGUCAACAGGUGUCAGACUUUCCAAAGGAUCAGCUAUUGGUUGCAGUGUUUCCAGGUGUGCCAACGGCCGCUGAGCUCCUCCUGUUACCACACAAGAACCAAUCAGAGGGCAGGAAAAAGAGUGAGGAGGAGCUAGAGCAGGUAUGGGACAGUUAGAUUGGACACUGACAUUUUGAGUGUCAUUGUAAUUCUGUCAUGGCAUAUAUGACUAAUUGUUUCCAAUCCUUCACGUAAAUUCACCCAAUAGGAUAAUUACAUUGUCAUGGCUAAAAUGACACACAUUAAUUCUACGCGCCCGAGUCUGACAAUUGAGAUAACUGAACCAAUGUGGUGGGUGUCAUGACAAGAUGGCAAAUAUUAUUUAAAUAUGCAGCGUGUGAAUUGAAAGAGCUGUAAAUGGUGACAAUUGUUUAACUAAAUUAUGCUUCUUUCAUCUCCUUCAAGAGAUCUCUGAGAUACUUGCCAGCGCUCUCAACCAGAAUCUGGUGGAGUUCGAGCUAAAGCCAGGAGCAAGAGUAAUCGUUUACAUCACACAGCUAACUUUGGGUAAGGAAAAAAGUUAGUAUCAAGAUAAUUACAUAAAUUAACUGUAUGUACUUGCAUGAGAAAUCAAAAUGUUCUCUACAUAUUCUCCUGUUUUUUAACUGUUUUUGUUUCUUUUUGUGAUGUCAUAAAUGCAAUGUCAUUUACUGGAGAUAAUGUCUUCAUAAGCCAUAUUUGGAUAGCAUAAUAUGUUUGUUUGUCACCAUCCUGGGUGUAUGAAGAUUGGAGGAGGACAUGGGAGGAAAGGGAGGAUGGAUUUUAUUUUAAGUGGAAAUCCUUGAGACAACGGAUCUUUUAUAUCAAUACGCCCAACAUCUGUUCACUGUCUUUUACAGCCAUCCAACCACAAAAUGAGUGUUGCGCUGAGUAUAAUUAUGUUGAUUAUUUAGUCCUUGGGAAGUUUGGUUAUAAAUGCAUGCAGAAAUCAGAAUCGCAUAAAAAGAAUCAUCAACAUUACACCAGUUUGAGUGUUGGCUUGAAAUGAGACAAAUAAAUAAAUACUCUUGGCUGCAAUUAAAAUGAUUUGCCAGUGUCCACCCAGAAACAACACAAAACCUGCUUCACAAUGGAAAAUAUUUGUGUGUGUGGGUGUGUCACCUCAGAAAAGGUGGGAAGAGCCUUCAAGCUGCUUCAGAAAGGUCAUCGACAUCACAGAGCUGGGGCUGGAAAAUAUACAAAGUAGAAAAUAUACUGUGCUCUACCUUUGAUAAAAUAUAUUAAUAUUCAUUUCAAAGUCAAUGUAAUACCCCAGAGAGAGGGUGAGGUGGAGGUGUUGAAUAGGAUAAUCAGCAUCACACACUUCCAGUUUAUUCCACAGUAAGUGUUGUAAAAGGCUAGUUUUUACCAUAAUUUAGCAUUUACCUCAGAAUAUGAAUGUUGCUAUGCUUGUUUUAAGCAGAUGGGUUUUAGUUGGAGGAAAGGAAACCAUUUAGAAAUAGCAAUUUCACACUACCGCCGUCUUUUGAAUCUGUGAAAUUAUAAACAGGGCAGGUUCUCAUAAUGCACUAUCAUUGCCGUGGAUCUACCCAUAAUCCAUAGCCGGAUUUAUUUACUGUUGCAUAAACUUGGUGGCGAAGUCGUCCCUUGUCCCAGCUCUGUUGUUUUGGGCCUAGACUACAUCAUCACACAUAUCAGACAAAAUAAAUGACAUUUGUUGCUGUAUACGGGCCACUGGAAGGGAAUCGUUUUUUGACAAUGUUGUGGCUCCAAAACAAAACUUUAUUGUACACUGUGGUCCUGUAUAAUACAAUUUUGUUUUAAACUAAUUGAUUCAAGUAAAGCAUAUGCAUUGAAUGUACAGCCCUACUGUACCAGACUAUUGCGAUGCAAAAAAUAUAUCUCAACUGUACCCCAUGGUUGUUAUUGGUGAUACAAUACAGUAUAGGAUCAAUUGUGGCAAUGAAGCAAGAAAAUCUCCAAGGCAAUCCCAGAUUAGCCUUUAUUGUGUUGCUAUGUUCUUGUUAUGUUUAACGUUGGUCUUCCUCUACCCUCUGUUACAGCACCCUUGGUGGAUUCCAGCCCGAGACACAGCAGUUCAGCCAUGCUGAUGCUCCUAUCAGUAGUAUUCCUGGGUUUAGCAGUGUUUCUCAUCUACAAAUUCAAGAGGUAUGUACAGUACUGUAUGAUUAUAUCUUUGUACACUGUAUCGCAGCACUGCUGUAAUCACCUGACAUCAUCAUUAAUAAUGCAUAUUAUAAUAAUAUGCUAGAUUGAUAGGGCCUGCAUAAAUGAACGAUGAACUAAUGACGUUCCUUUGAAAUAACUUUUCAAAUUAUUCUGUAGAUGUAGUAAACCGAUUUAGAGUGAUUUGGAUGCAUGAGGCACAUGUGUGAAUCAGUGAUGAUAUGUUAAGAAAACUAUCAUUAAAUUGCUUAAUAUGCUGUUGCCGUACUUUGGCUGUUAGUAGCUGAAUUAUUAAAUGAUGGAAAAGUCUGCGGAAAACGCAUCAAUUAUGGAUAUAGAAUUUCCCACAUUAAUCUAAAGAGGAAACAGAUUUAUUGAAAUGUCACAUACAACAAAGCAAAACAAUUAAAUAACAAAAUUACUUGUUGAUUAAACACAUUUCUAAUCAUAAAUAUCAAUGGGGAAAGAUUUUUCAGAGAUUAUGCAAAAUGUAUAUGCAUUAGGAUUACAGUUUUAUAUAACUACUAGACAUUGAUGUCAAAUGGGAAUUUAAUGAUGGAUAGAUGAAGAUUUUCAUAGUGAGUUCAUGAUAAUAACAUGUGCAGGGGUUAAUUUAGUCUUGUCAUCAUACCAACUCUGAACGAAAACUGUAAUAUACAUCUUUGAGAAAUGUUGCCAAUGGGACGGACCAUCAUUGAAUAGUCAUUCUCUAUUGUAACAUGGCUGUUGUCUGUCUACAUUUACCAAUCUACAGAAAAAUCCCCUGGAUUAACAUAUAAAAAUGAAAAAAAGUAUUUGAUCCCCUGCUGAUUUUGUACGUUUGCCCACUGACAAAGAAAUGAUCAGUCUAUAAUUUUAAUGGUAGGUUUAUUUGAACAGUGAGAGACAGAAUAACAACAACAAAAUCCAGAAAAACCCAUGUCAAAAACGUUAUAAAUUGAUUUGCAUUUUAAUGAAGGAAAUAAGUAUUUGACCCCCUCUCAAUCAGAAAGAUUUCUGGCUCCCAGAUGUCUUUUAUACAGGUAACGAGCUGAGAUUAGGAGCACACUCUUAAAGGAAGUGCUCCUAAUCUCAGCUUGUUACCUGUAUAAAAGACACCUGUCCACAGAAGCAAUCAAUCAAUCAUGCAAGAUCUCACCUCGUGGAGUUGCAAUGAUCAUGACAACGGUGAGGUAUCAGCCCAGAACUACAUGGGAGGAUCUUGUCAAUGAUCUCAAGGCAGCUGGGACCAUAGUCACAAAGAAAACAAUUGGUAACAAACUACGCCGUGAAGGACUGAAAUCCUGCAGCGCCCGCAAGGUCCCCCUGCUCAAGAAAGCACAUAUACAGGCCCGUCUGAAGUUUGCCAAUGAACAUCUGAAUGAUUCAGAGGAGAACUGGGUGAAAGUGUUGUGGUCAGAUGAGACCAAAAUCGAGCUCUUUGGCAUCAACUCAACUCACCGUGUUUGGAGGAGGAGGAAUGCUGCCUAUGACCCCAAGAACACCAUCCCCACCGUCAAACAUGGAGGUGGAAACAUUAUGCUUUGGGGGUGUUUUUCUGCUAAGGGGACAGGACAACUUCACCGCAUCAAAGGGACGAUGGACGGGGCCAUGUACCGUCAAAUCGUGGGUGAGAACCUCCUUCCCUCAGCCAGGGCAUUGAAAAUGGGUCGUGGAUGGGUAUUCCAGCAUGACAAUGACCCAAAACACACGGCCAAGGCAACAAAGGAGUGGCUCAAGAAGAAGCCCAUUAAGGUCCUGGAGUGGCCUAGCCAGUCUCCAGACCUUAAUUCCAUAGAAAAUCUGUGGAGGGAGCUGAAGGUUCGAGUUGCCAAACGUCAGCCUCGAAACCUUAAUGACUUGGAGAAGAUCUGCAAAGAGGAGUGGAACAAAAUCCCUCCUGAGAUGUGUGCAAACCUGGUGGCCAACUACAAGAAACGUCUGACCUCUGUGAUUGUUUUGCAGAGGGGUCAAAUACUUAUCAAAUACUUAUUUCACUCAUUAAAAUGCAAAUCAAUUAAUAUCGUUUUUGACAUGCUUUUUUCUGGAUUUUUGUUGUUGUUAUUCUGUCUCUCACUGUUCAAAUAAACCUACCAUUAAAAUUAUAGACUGAUCAUGUCUUUUGUCAGUGGGCAAACGUACAAAAUCAGCAGGGGAUCAAAUACUUUUUUCGCUCACUGUACGCAGAGGUGAACCAGGAGAAAGAGCAGGAGAUGAUCGGUUCGGUCAGCCAGAAUGACAGCACGCCUAAAUCACCCUCAGUGAGAAGGAGAUGGACGCCAGGGUUAAACGUAAGAUACAUAGUCUGACAAAUCGUUGUUUACUCUGUUAUUAGCAAGUUACUGAUUUGGUGACUUUGAACUUCCUUGUUGAGAAAGAUCCACCAAUUUUACACAUACAUUGUCCAAACUAAUUAUAUUGGACUAGAACACAUAUGGGUCAUAUCUCCGUGUAUAACAAUGUUGACUUUUGACCUGCAGUGUAUACACUACAUAGUGUUUAGAAAGUCUACAUUGUUUCUUUACAUGGAAUUAACUGGUAGGAAAAAGGAGGAGUACUGUAUCUUCAGAAGAAAACAAGGAAACAAACUAACGAAUGGGUCAGCCACUAAUGUCCCACACAUGAAACAACAGCUUAAGAGCUUUUGAUAAGACAAUGUAAUCAAACCCCAGUAAUUAACAGGCCGUAUCAAUGUCCAAGUAGUUAUUUGUUUCACAGGCAUCAAAGCCUCUACUAACAGUGGACUAACCCACAUUGUUCUUAUGUUGUGUUUUUUUUCCUCUCUACCCCAGGGCGAAUUGGAAAUGCCUGCGAGAGCACAAGGGAGAUUCCUAA
Molecule: messenger RNA, 28492 nt
Organism: Coregonus sp. 'balchen'
Lineage: Eukaryota; Metazoa; Chordata; Actinopteri; Salmoniformes; Salmonidae
Source: the annotation of a GenBank genome assembly